Molecule: messenger RNA, 723 nt
Organism: Peniophora sp. CBMAI 1063
Lineage: Eukaryota; Fungi; Basidiomycota; Agaricomycetes; Russulales; Peniophoraceae
Source: the annotation of a GenBank genome assembly
AUGAAGCCCCAUCCCUUCACUUUUGUCGCUGCUGCGAUCGGCCUGUCGACUCGGGCGCUGGCGGUGCCGGCUCAGGAGCCGCUCGUCGUAUCUCAUCAUUCUGCACCACCCGCCGAGGUCGAUCUCUCGGCUGGCUGGGUCGACCCGCGCAUCCUCGGCGGUCGCAUGCUCGACUGGCCCGGCGGCGAACUGGGCGAGCCGCUAAACAUCAUCGUCUCCGGUCUCUCCGACCCCUUCGUGCUCACGCCCGACGGCUUCCGCGCCUACACCAAAUCGAUCGGCUACUCCGAAGAGUGCCUCGGCCUGCACUAUGGCACCAUCCACACCGCAGACCUCGGCGACGGCCUCCGCGCGCGCGACGAGCAGUACCUCGCCCGCCAGCAGUACUUCCCCAUGUGGGGGACGUGCUGGGAGAGCUUUGCCGGCGGACACCACUUCAGGGCGUGGAGGCAGAACGGCUCGUUGGCGGACUCUGGCGCGUGGUUCGUCGGCGCGAGCCAGGAGGAGCAUAGUAGGAAGAACCAUAUGAUUGUCGAGGAUGGGUGGAAUAAGGGCCGGGAUUGGUUUGUGGAACGCGCGGUAGCGGGGACGCAUUGGAAGGGCAUCUGGUGGGUCGCCGAUGUCGAGUGGAGGGAGGGGCUGUUGGCGCCUGGGCAUAAGGGCAUCAACCAUGGCAUCGCGCAGGACGGGCGCGUCGCCGUGCUCACCGUCCGCCGCGUCUGA